Molecule: messenger RNA, 1875 nt
Organism: Thamnophis sirtalis
Lineage: Eukaryota; Metazoa; Chordata; Lepidosauria; Squamata; Natricidae
Source: RefSeq, a predicted model, not a curated record
AUGGAAAACCUGUGCGAACUCGACAACGCCAGCUGCCACCCGCUGGUGUGCUUCCUGUGCCACGAGCAGUACGAGCAGCCGUGUCUCUUGGAUUGCUACCACAACUUCUGCGCCAGCUGCCUGCGGGGACGAGCCAUCGACGGCCGCCUGGCGUGUCCCCUGUGCGGCUACCAGUCCGUCGUGAAGGGGAAUGGGCUCCCUCCUGAAGACCAGCUGCUCAAAUUCCUGGUGGACAGCUCCGGGGACUACGAAGAAGAGGUCCUGUGUGCGAAUUGUGACCUGCAAAGCACAAAGCAGGAGCUGGACGCCAUGUACUUCUGCAACACCUGUAGCCAGCCGCUCUGCGGCACGUGCCGGGAAGAGACCCACAAAGCCCGGAUGUUCUCCCGCCACGAGAUCGUCUCGCUGAGCAAGCGGGCCAAGGAGGUGCACAAGAAAUGCCGUACGGAGAGCCGAGCGCAUUGCAUCGAUAUUGAGACGGCCUACAUGCGCGGGUGUGAGAAAUUGGACCAGGCUGUGAUGGCGGUCAAGGAGCUGCAGACGUCCACCCGCGAGGCCAUCGUCCUGCUCAAGGCCAUGAUUGAGGAGGUCCGGAACAGCGCAGACGAGGAGUCAUCGGCCAUCAACGGCCUCUUCAGCAGCAUGCAGGAAAAACUGGCCGAAAGGAAGAAGACUCUCCUGAAAGCUGUGCAGAGCCAAUACGAAGAGAAGGAAAAAGCUUUUAAGGAGCAGCUCUCUCACCUGGCUUGUAUCCUGCCAACCCUCCAGGUGCACCUGGUCACCUGUUCUGCGUUUCUCAGUUCGGCCAACAAAGCCGAAUUCCUGGAUUUGGGCUAUCAACUGAUGGAGCGCUUGCAAAGGAUCGUCAAACAGCCCCAUCGGUUGAGGCCCUCGCAAACCAGCAAGAUCAACAGCGAAUAUCGGGCUGAGUUCGCCCACUGCCUGGAGGCCCUGCUACCCUUGUCCCCACGCCGGUCAGUGGUGGGCGCCACAGGAGCCAUCGGUCCCGGCCUGAGCAACAGCAACAUGAUGUCCGGGGGUCCCGGCUCCAAGACCCUCUUAGUGGCCGGCUGUUCGGCGUCGCAUGAAAAAAUCCCCCUGGAUGGAUCGCCGGUGAGGAAGGCGACGAUGCACCGAUACAUCAGCACAAAAGUCCUUUUAGCCGAAGGGAGGGAGACGCCGUUUACCGACCACUGCCGGGACUACGAGAAUAUGUAUCGGGCGCUCCAGACCGAGAUCCAGAGCUUGAAGGACCAAGUGCAGGAACUCCACCGCGACUUGACCAAGCACCACUCCCUCAUCAAGGCGGAGGAGAUGGGCGAAAUCCUGCAGAAAUCCCUCCAGGUGGACGUCCAGAUCGCCUCCGAAUUCUCGGCGGUGGAAAUGAGGCGGACGGAGUUUGAAGAGACCUGGGAGGAAACCUACCAGCGGGUGGCCAACGAGCAAGAGAUUUACGAAGCCCAGCUCCAUGAUCUGCUGCAGCUGAGGCAGGAGAACACCUACCUCAUGGCCAUCGCUAAGCAGAUCGGGCCUUACGUCCGAUCCAUUGCCCGGGUCAAGGAACGGCUGGAGCCCAGGUUCCAGGAGUGGAGAGAGAAAACCGGGGAUCAGCCGGAGAGCCUGCUCAAAAUCUACGAAGACGGACCCCUCCCAGCCGAGUCUCAGCCCAGCCCCGGCACAGAAGCCCAGACGCUCGGCUCUCCCACUACGGACCUGCAGCCGAAAAGCACCGAGGUCUUCAAAAACAAGACGAAAAUGAGGGCAGAGACCCUCUCGGACCCCACAGGAGCCCCAGAAAGUCUAACCAAGGAAGGAGACCAGGAACCCCACCUCCUUCGGCAUUGAGGGUGCCACAUUUUCCUUUUGUGGAAAAAU